UUGCCGUAGUUCCGCAUGUAAACACGGAAGCGGUAUCCAUGCCCUGGUUUGGUGCUACAUAGAAUUUAGCAUAGAAAUAUGAUAUCUGUGGAUUUUAGGUCACUUCUCUCUAACUAAACCUUUCUCAAAACAGUCUUACUCUCUUAAUUACUACUGUUUGAGCCUUAGAUUUUUUCAGCCCGUUUAUUUCGAAAGAAAAGUACCCUGUAUCUCUAGUCUCGUGUGUUCAGAAAUGCAGGGAAGCUAGUGUUAGCUGGACGUUAUUUUGUUUGUGGGUUUUUAAAGGGAAUGGCAGAUCAGAGAGUGAGAUCAUUUAGGUUUGUGAUCGUGGGUGGAGGGAUCGCGGGUGUGACAUGUGCUGAACAGGUGAAAUGCUAUAAAUACUAUACUAAAUACAAACUUAUUAACAUAAUGUUUAGUGUUUUGUACUGUAUGUUGCCACUAAACCUAAAUCUUCCUCUUGAUUGACAGCUGUCAUCCCAGAUCCCGUCAGCUGAUGUGGCUCUGAUCACAGCAGGCUCCCAUAUCAAAGCAGUGACCAACUAUAAGCAGGUAAGGAUGCUGAUGAUGUUUGUAAAUGUACACAAAUGUAAUAUGCAUGCACUGAUUUUUCCUCAUCUGUCAUACUGCAUCACAUUAUGGUCACAAGCUUCUUCAACCUCACUCUCUUUUACCCCUUUGUUUUCCUUGAUAAGGUGUCCCACACUUUGGAAGAGUUUGACGUUGAGGAGAAACCAUCCAGUGUUUUGGAGGAGAAAUUUCCCAACCUGACUGUCAUCCACUCUGCUGUUAAAUCACUUAACACAAAAUCACAUGUAAGCAUCAGGCUUUCAUAGAGGGGAAAAAAACCUAGAUGAUUCAAAGGUGUAAAUAAAAUGUUUUUUUGUUAGUGUAGGUGUAAUAUUCACUCUAAUUAUUUAUCUGUGCUGUGCUAGAACAACAUUUCGACACACAUUAAGCCACCCAUCUGCUUGUCAUCCAUUAUGAUGUAAAACCCAGUCAUGAUUAAUGUCACAUCUGAGUGAAAUUGGAGAAUAUCAGUUGUGCACUACUGCCACCUUGUGGAGAUAAGGCUGCAACUGAGCUCUGAGGACAGAGUUGAAAUCUAAACACUGCCUGAAUGUGUGUAAAAUCUCUUUUUUUUCUCUCUACUCUCAGUCAGUUGAAACUACAGAUGGUCGGGUGUUUGGUUAUGAAAAACUUUGUAUCUGCAGCGGGGGAAGACCCAAGCUCCUCGCCCAAGACAACCCUUAUGUGUUGGGUAUACGGGACACAGACAGCGCCCAGGUACAAUUCCAUUACUCUGUGUGUUUCUGUUUUCAGCAAUAUGCAGGUCUGAAAUUCUUAAAGAAACUGAACCUCAGUUUUAACAAGAAGAGCUGCAACAGUGAUGCUGUGUUUGAUAAAUGAGAGUCAAUAACAGAGCAUCACACUCUAAGAAUAUAUUGCAUUAAUAUUUCACAGCAGCAGGAAGGACUUUGACAUUGAACGGCUCUCAUUUUCUUCUUGUUUCAGGAGUUUCAGAGGCGUUUGUCCAAAGCAAAGAGGAUCGUGGUGGUCGGAAAUGGAGGCAUCGCCCUGGAAUUAGUGUGAGAAACUGAAACCAAAACUCUUCAUCUUAAAAAUGUGUCACUUAUCUUCACAUGUGAUUGUUUUCUCAUUUAUUUGUGAAAUAGUUGUAUUUUUGUUAAUGUUAUGUGGCAGUUGUAUAUACAGCAUCAUCAAAUAUUUUUCAAUGAUCAUCAUGAUCUAAUGUUUAGUGUUCUUGGACCUUGUCUAUUCAGGUUUGAGGUGGAGGGCUGUGAGGUGAUCUGGGCUGUGAAGGACAAGGCCAUUGGAAACACCUUCUUUGAUGCGGGAGCAGCACAGUUCCUGAUACCAUCUCUGGAGGCUGACAAACCAGACAGAGCUGUACCCUGUAAGAGAACUCGCUACACCACAGAGGAACCAGCACCCGGAGCAGCCCAGACUUUCACAGCAGGUCAUGAUUGUACUUGUUGAAAUAUUUUCGCUUAUGAUACAGCACAAUCUGUUCCAACAACUUCAUGAUCUUACUUUUUCAGAAAGAAAUUCACGAGGACAUGGUUCUGGUGUUACAGAGCCAGGCAGCGCUCUGGGUCCAGACUGGCAUGAAGGAAUAGUUCUGAGGGGAACUGAACAUGUAAGAUAGUGUGUAGAUCUUUGGUACCAAACCUUUCUGUGCAUGUCCUUAAAUGAGGUCAGGAUGAGAGGUCUAUUGUAGAAUGGUAUCUCUUGAUAAUUCUAUAUCUGUUUUGACUAUUUGUGUUGUUAUAUCUUCUUUUUCCCCUGCGUCUCUUCACCCCGCUGGCGUCUGCUCAGGCGUCCCGCAGAGUUUCUCUGGAAUACCAGUGUGAGGUGGAAAAGAUCUUCACUUCUGAGGAGCUGCAGAAGUCCCCACAGCAAACACUCAGUCCUGAGAAUAGUGAGGAGUAGACUUAUCUGAAUUCAAUCAUCCAGUCUUGGAUGUUUUCUUUACUCCACCACAGCCUCACAAUGAUUAUGCCUCUCUCUCCUUUCAGAAGGAUCUUGGCCAGUUUACAUCAAAUUAACCAACGGCAAAACAUUUGGCUGUGAUUUUGUUGUCAGUGCCACCGGUGUUGUACCAAACACUGAGCCGUUUCUUCAUGGCAACAAUGUAAGUUGAUAAGAACCAAGUGUUGAGUUUCAUUCGAACUGUGUGUUCAGCAAGUUUGGUGUCAUUUGAAGCAUUUUUUACAAGCUCUGGCUUCAGUCGUCGUUUCAGUCUAAUGUGCAGAAGAACAUCUAUAAACCUCACUAACCAAGGAUUACAAGUGUUUCAUUGUGUUGGUGGAACCAAAAAUAAAUUUUUGCACAGAUAGUGAACAGAAAAUCAGUCAAAGCUCUUUGCAGUUGGAUGUUAACACCUUUAGAUGUCACUAGAGGGCAGGUGAAUUCACUUAUCUCAGUACUCAGUUCUUUUGAUGACCCUUUUAACUGUGACAUGUUAUUUCUUAAGCCUUGGUAAACUUCUCAAAAAUAUCAUUUUUUUAGUUCACAUUAGCAGAUGAUGGGGGCCUGCAGGUAGAUGACCAAAUGAUGACAUCAGAGCCAGAUGUUUAUGCUGCAGGGGACGUGUGCACUGCAUGCUGGGAACACAGCCGACUGUGGCAGCAGGUGAAAAGUUGCAUCAAUUAUAAAUCAUAAAAAGCACAAUGAAAAACUUUUACUUAAUCAAACAAUUGUAGUCAUUGUUUCUGUGCUCUUUGGUGUCCAUAAAGAAGCUGUGGAAUAAUUUGUUUUUCCUGCAUGUUGUGCAAAGAUGCGUUUGUGGACACAAGCCCGUCAGAUGGGCUGGUACGCUGGCCGCUGUAUGGCAGCACAUGUUCUGUCAGAACCAAUAGAACUGGACUUCUGCUUCGAACUCUUCUCACACAUCACCAAAUUCUUCAACUACAAGGUAAAUGACACUCAACCAGAGGGGAAGGGAGUUAUUUUUCCAAUAACAGAUUUGUCAGUAGUGUAUUAAUGGGAUUUCAGUGACUACCAUGACUUUUAAGACCUUUCAAGGUCAUUUUACAGUGUUUCCUCCUCCUACUACCCUUAGGUUUAAUCAAAAUUUGCAUAUAAACUGCUCCCUGUCUGCUGCUCAUUCCACAGGUGGUACUGCUGGGAAAGUUUAAUGGGCAGGGCCUGGGUCCUGACCAGGAGCUGCUGAUACGCUGUACCAAAGGCCAGGAGUAUGUCAAGGUAUGUCAAGGUGGUCAAAAAGAGAAACAAAAUAACACUUUGUUGCUGUUUUGUGUUCAUGCAUCAAUUUCUUGUAACAGCAGUGGUCUGUUUUAUGUGCUGCUUGUUCAAUAACAUUGAAUGGUCCGCUCCAUUAAAACAAGAAAUCUUUAUUUUAUGCACAAAUUUGGUUUGUUUAACAGCAUCAGAGCUCAAAGGAGCCUCUGUUUUCCUUUGAGGUAUGAACUUAUGCUGGUAAUCAGCCAGGAGCAAAACAGGAUCAGCUGGUAAAUAGACGAAGUUUGCAAUUUAAAAGGGCAAGCUUUUGACGAUAUCUUUCCGCACAUGUCAUCAUUAUAAUUUCAUACACCCCCAGAGAAAAUAUCACGUGUCUGUUUUAUCACCUAGUUUAACCUUGUGUGCCUGUUUCAGGUUGUUCUCAGUGGAGGCAGGAUGGUUGGAGCGGUGCUGAUCGGGGAAACUGACUUGGAGGAGACCUUUGAGAACCUGAUCCUCAACCAGAUGGAUCUGACCUCAUAUGGAGAGGAGCUGCUCAACCCUAACAUUGAUAUAGAGGACUACUUUGAUUAAGCAACAUGAUUAACACUAAACUGAAAAAAUAACUGAAAGGACUGUGGUGUAAGAUUUGGAAGCAUCUGGUGGUAAGCUGUUAGAUUUACGCCAAUGGAUAACUCUAGGACCCUGUGCAGAGCCAAGAGUCAGGUAGUCCAUUAAAGAAGGCCUCAUUUUAAGGUUCAAAAAAUCACAACCAUUUCUUCAACCAUAAUACAAAAACUACGAUUAAGGAGAUCCCAAACUCAGGCAAGAAUGAGACAACAUUGAACUUUCAGAGCCAAAGGGUCUCGUCUGUUUGGUGAAAAAAAAGUGUUUGAAGGAAGAUGUGAUGCAACACACUGGUAGACAUGCAUGUGUGGAGGCUGUUUUUGAAAAGUGCUGAUGGCAUCGAAUUGAAAAUGAAGAUAUAAUUUUCAUAAAACUGACAUUUUUUUAUUUUAUUUUACAGCAUAUAAGUUGUCUUGGCACUUUUUUCAAUGAAACAAAGGCCUAAAUGAUUUGCAAACAAUCAAAUCUAAUUUAAUCACUUGAAAUGUUAUAUUUUUACUUUAAAAUAAAUGUACUUUAUUAGUAUGAGUUACAUGGAAAUGUGUUUUUUCUUUUUUGAUUAUUACAUGUAAGCAUAUCCAUCACUUUCCAAACUCUGGAUUGCCAAAAUGGCAGGAGAAUGGCACAUGUUCAGCUUUACUGCAGGUUAAAAAAGGAAGAAAAAGACUGACACCCUUUAGCUGUUAUGUUGUCUUAACAACACUUGAUCGGAUUUCUAUUUGGACAUCUUUUAUGUCUCCUGCCACGCCUCAGCGGGCAUUUGAACAAUAGACAAUGUCAAGCUUGCACAGUUCUGUGCUCUGUUACUUGGGUAUAUUGCUCUCGGGGAUAUUGGUUGAAAAUUCCCUUUUUGAAAGGACAAGGAACUUGAGAAGCAAACUGGUGGAGUUAUCUCCAAAAGCUUCAUCUGAAUAAAUCGAAAUCAAACACCCUUUAGAUGGCAUUACUGGUUAUUGGAUCAACCCUUGCACUUCUAUCUGCUCCCACUUCCUGAGAUAAAAACAAAUGUGAUAAAUAGUCUGAGCCACUCACCCAAGUGUAAGUGUACCUGUGUUGAUCAUUUUUUAAGGAGGUGGGUCAGAACUUUCCAUCAGCUGCUUGCACACAUAUCAAGAUACAAUUCAAGCGUUCUUUUGAAUGUGAAAGCCAGAUUUCAGUGAGAAACAUGAUCCCAUAUGGGGUUGUGCCUGUAAAGUAGAGCAUAUUACUAAGCAAACCUUCCCACUGUCAAGAUGCAAUUAUGGGUGUGUCUGAGUUGGCAAAAGGUGAAUGGCUCAGUUAUAAACAGACUGUCACACUUGUUUCACUUUUCUAAACUCUAUUUAAUUAGAGAGAAUAAAAGCCUCUUCUAAAUA
Molecule: messenger RNA, 5687 nt
Organism: Xyrichtys novacula (pearly razorfish)
Lineage: Eukaryota; Metazoa; Chordata; Actinopteri; Labriformes; Labridae
Source: the annotation of a GenBank genome assembly